Messenger RNA from Naumovozyma castellii, 933 nucleotides. Its product is annotated as pirin family protein. The transcript has a single exon. NCBI's taxonomy places the organism in Eukaryota, Fungi, Ascomycota, Saccharomycetes, Saccharomycetales, Saccharomycetaceae. Bases 1 to 933 code for a protein of 310 amino acids. The record is from RefSeq and is a predicted model, not a curated record.
AUGACUAAAUCAAUGCAAUUCCGUUCAGUUCUAAAGAGCUUCGUCGCCAUCGAACAAGAAGAAGGUGUCGGCGCACACGUAAGAAGAUCUAUUGGGUCCAUGAAACAAAGAAAUUUCUCUCCAUUUUUAUUAAUGGAUAACUUCACAGUAUCACAUCCUGCUGGGUUCCCAGAUCACCCACAUCACGGUCAAGAGACAAUCACAUAUGUUCUUAAGGGUAUGAUUGCUCAUGAAGAUUUCACUGGAUCCAGAGGUGUCUUGAGACCUGGUGAUCUGCAAUUUAUGACCGCAGGGAAGGCUAUAAUGCACUCCGAAAUCCCAGUGCAAAUGAACAAUGGUGAUGCUGGUAUUGGUAUUCAACUUUGGGUGGAUCUACCAAAGAAAUUGAAGAAUUGUGAACCUCGUUAUAGAAAUUUGAGAGCAACCGAGAUUCCUAUUGUCAAGCCAAAUGAUGAUCUAACUGUUAGAGUGGUUAGCGGGAAGUCAUAUGGUGUUGAAUCAGUUAAGGAUUUGGCAUAUACUCCAAUUGACUAUUAUUUCAUGAAUACCAAGAAGACUGGCACCGAAUUUGUUCAAGAAUUCCCUGCAGAUUUCAAUGUUUUCCUAUAUAUUAUCAAGGGGUCCGUUAAGAUUAACGAUACAGUCCAUCCACAAUACUCUACCAUUUUUUUCAAGACAGAUGGUGAUGCCAUUAAGGGUUGUUCGGCUUCUGAAGAUACUGAAUUUGUACUAGUAGGUGGCCAAAUUUUGGAUCAACCCAUCAUCCAACAUGGUCCUUUCGUCGAAUCAGAUAGGGAAAGUCUUUUGGAAGUGUUUAAGAACUACCAAUACUGUAUUAACGGGUUUGAAAGGGCUCGUGGAUGGAGAUCUCGCAUUGCCGAUGGUAUUCACGAAGAUGACGUUGAAGCAUUCGAAAAAUCUAAUCCAGAAUAA